Salvelinus fontinalis (brook trout) is the source of this 3509-nucleotide messenger RNA. RefSeq names its product protein unc-80 homolog. Gene Ontology annotation, molecular function: monoatomic cation channel activity. Gene Ontology annotation, biological process: monoatomic cation homeostasis. The coding region runs from base 220 to 1209 and encodes 329 amino acids. Gene Ontology annotation, cellular component: cation channel complex; axon. The transcript has 7 exons. The record is from RefSeq and is a predicted model, not a curated record. Lineage: Eukaryota; Metazoa; Chordata; Actinopteri; Salmoniformes; Salmonidae.
CACACACACCCCCGUCGCUGUGUGAUAAAUCACUCUGCCGUUCCCCGCUGCCGCUGCUCCGAAGGUGGUGCUGAAACCAUAUAGAUCUCGCUCUGUUACCUCUACCACCGCCGACAUUUGCAGCCAUUUUACACAAGCCGAACGGAAUCAUGUCGUGAGGCAUCACAUCACCUGGGACGACCGGACCCAGCUACGUUUGGACCGCGACAAGUCGACAAGAUGGUGAAGCGGAAAAGCCUGGAUGAGACCGACACGGAGUGCGGCAAGGGUAUACCGUUCCCGAUCCAGACCUUCUUAUGGAGGCAGACCAGCGCGUUUCUGAGGCCGAAGUUGGGGAAACAAUACGAGGCAUCUUGUGUGUCCUUUGAGCGGGUGCUGGUGGAGAACAAGCUCCACGGGCUCUCCCCGGUGCUGUCCGAGGCCAUCCAGAGCAUCUCUCGCUGGGAGCUGGUCCAGGCCGCCCUGCCCCACGUGCUCCACUGCACCGCCAUCCUGCUCUCUAACAGGAACAAGCUGGGUCACCAGGACAAGCUGGGCGUGGCGGAGACCAAGCUGCUCCAUACCCUCCACUGGAUGCUACUGGAGGCGGCCCAGGAGUGCAACCAGGAGCCCAGCCUGGGCCACGGAUGGUCGGGGGGCAGCAGCAGCUCAGCCUUCCUCCAGCCAAUGGGGAUUGGGAACCAGGGUUCCCCGCCAGCCAGAGGUGGCCAAGGUGGCCCAGGAUCAGGCACCGGUUCUGGGUCAGGAGCGCCACGCUGCAGCGGGUCCCUGGAGGAGGAUGAGCACGCCCGCACCAAGCUCUUCCACAAGAGCAUGGCCACCGUGGAGCUGUUUGUCUUCCUCUUUGCUCCCCUCAUUCACCGCAUCAAGGAGUCUGAUCUGACUUUCCGAUUGGUCAGUGGUCUCAUCAUAUGGCAGCCAAUGUGGGAGCACCGGCAACCUGACGUCCCCGCCUUCUCUGCCCUCAUCAAGCCUGUGAGGAACAUUGUGACAGCCAAGAGGAACUCCCCGGUGAACAACCAGUGUAGCCCCUGUGGGUCCAGAAACCAAGGCCCCAUGGGUUUCCAGGUGGUCUGUGAAACGGCCCAAUCAGAUUCAUCCUCCCCCGGGGCUGGAGAGCAGAGCUGUCGCCGCGGCAACUCAGUGGAGAGAGGUGGGCCGUCAACGCGACAGGCUCCACUCGACAAAGGGAUCGCCAAGAAGAAGUAAGCCGUUAUGAACUGUGCAGUUGAUACAAAACACAUACACAUGACAUAUGAUACAUGGAAAAUGUGAACAGUAAGGAAACAUUAAAGGGAUUGGUACAGAUACAGUGGCAAGAAAAAGUAUGUGAACCCUUUGGAAUUACCUGGACUUCUACAUAAAUGGGUCAUAAAAUUUGAUCUGAUCUUCAUCUAAGUCAACAAUAGACAAACACAGUCUGCUUAAACUAAUAACACACAAACAAUUAUACGUUUUCAUGUCUUUAUUGAACACACCGUGUAAACAUUCACAGUGCAGGGUGGGAAAAGUAUGUGAACCCUUGGAUUUAAUAACUGGUUGACCCUCCUUUGGCAGGAUUAACCUCAACCAAACAUGUUCUGUAGUUGCAGAUCAGACCUGCAUAACAGUCAGGAGGAAGUUUGGUCCAUUCCUCUUUACAAAACUGUUUCAGUUCAGCAAUAUUGUUGGGAUGUCUGGUGUGAAGCGCUCUCUUGAGGUCAUGCCACAGCAUCUCAAUCGGGUUGAGGUCAGGACUCUGACUGGGCCAUUCCAGAAGGCUUAUUUUCUUCUGUUGAAGCCAUUCUGUUGUUUAUUUACUUCUGUGUUUGGGUCGUUGUCCUGUUGCAUCACCCAACUUCUGUUGAGCUUCAAUUGGCGGACAGACAGCCUUACAUUAUCCUGAAAAAUGUCUUGAUAAACUUGGGAAUUAAUUUGUCCAUCGAUGAUAGCAAGCUGUCCAGGCCCUGAGGCAGCAAAGCAGGCCCAGACCACGAUGCUCCCUCCACCAUACUUUACAGUUGGGAUGAGGUUUUGAUGUUGCUGUGCUUUGCCUUUUUUUCUCCACACAUAGUGUUGUGUGUUCCUUCCAAACAACUCAACUGUAGUUUCAUCUGUCCACAGAAUAUUUUGCCAGUAGCGCUGUGGAACAUCCAGGUGCUAUUUUGUGAACUUCAGACGUGCAGCAAUGGUUUUUUUGGACAGCAGUGGCUUCUUCCGUCCGUCCAUGAACAUCAUUCUUGUUUAGUGUUUUAAGUAUUGUAGACUCGUCAACAGAGAUGUUAGCAUGUUACAGAGAUUUUUUUGUCUUUAGCUGACACUCUAGGAUUCUUCUUAACCUCAUUGAGCAUUCUGCGCUGUACUCUUGCAGUCAUCUUCGCAGGACGGCCACUCCUAGGUAGAGUAGCAACAGUGCUGAACUUUCUCCAUUUAUAGACACUCUGUCUUACCGUGGACUGAUGAACAUCAAGGCUUUAGAGAUACUUUUGUAACCCUUUCCAGCUUUAUGUGUAAUCGAUGUGAUAUGGCUAGCUAGUUAGCAGUGGUGUGCGCUAAUAGCGUUUCAAUCGGGUUUUGUCACUCGCUCUGAGACCUGAAGUAGUUGUUCCCCUUGCUCUGUAAGGGCCGUGUCUUUUGUGGCGCGAUGGGUAACGAUGCUUCGUGGCUGUCAGUUGUGUAUGUGUGCAGAGGGUCCCUGGUUCGAGCCCGGGUUGGGGUGAGGGGACGGACGAAAGUUAUACUGUUACAUAUGCAGGUCAACAAUUGUAACGGCUGGUGCUCUCCUCAUCCUCAGAUGAGGUGAGGAGAGAAGGAUCUUCAGACCAAAACGCAGCUUCAGGGAAAUAAGCCAUCUUUAUUAUAAAUACGACGAUGGCACGAAACAAAACAAAACACUUUCAAAACUACAAAACAAGAAAACGACGUAGACGAAACCUGAACAUAAACUUACAUAACUAAACAUAAACUCACGUACAGGAAACAGACGACAUCGAAACGAAACGAAACAAACAAACGCUACAGUCCAGUGUGGUACGAACAUACAUACAGACACAGGAGACAAUCACCCACAAACGAACACUGUGACAACGCCUACCUAAAUAUGACUCUUAAUUAGAGGAACGCCAAACACCUGCCUCUAAUUAAGAGCCAUACCAGGUAACCCAAAACCAACACAGAAACAGAAAACAUAGAAUGCCCACCCAACCUCACGUCCUGACCAACUAACACACAAAACAACUAACAUAAAUAGGUCAGGAACGUGACAGUACCCCCCCCCACAAGGUGCGAACUCCGGACGCACCAGCACAAGGACUAGGGGAGGGUCUGGGUGGGCAUCUAACCACGGUGGUGGCUCAGGCUCCGGGCGCGGUUCCCACCCCACCAUAAUCCAUCCUAGCUUCCUCCCUCCAAGAAUGUCCACCCUCUUUUUUCCCCCACAAAAUCCACUCAAUAAUAUACCCAAUAAGGACAACACCGGGACAGAAAGAUAAAUCAAGACAGAGGGAUAGAUAAGAAUAUAGAGGUAGAUA